Silurus meridionalis is the source of this 1828-nucleotide messenger RNA. RefSeq names its product protocadherin alpha-4-like. Gene Ontology annotation, biological process: homophilic cell-cell adhesion. The annotation marks the transcript as partial. The transcript has a single exon. Gene Ontology annotation, molecular function: calcium ion binding. Gene Ontology annotation, cellular component: plasma membrane. The record is from RefSeq and is a predicted model, not a curated record. Lineage: Eukaryota; Metazoa; Chordata; Actinopteri; Siluriformes; Siluridae.
CGCAUUUUGGACCCGCGGUGUUACCGUGGAACAACGUCUGUAUUUAUGAAAUACUGCAAAGGGAGGAUGUGUAUUUUUAUGUUUCUCAGGAUUUAUUGAACUAUGCACAUUAGUAAUAUUCAUUAAAUGGACAUCCUUUGGUGAAGAGGUUUUCGUCAUGGCAACUCGAGAGUAUACAGCGUUUACGGCGAUUCUGCGCUAUUUCACUGUGUUAUGUUUCUGCGGUAAUGUACUGCCUCAAAUCCGCUACUCUAUUGCAGAAGAAUCUGCACGAGGAUCUGUUGUGGGAUAUAUUGCAAAAGAUCUCGGCCUUGAUGUGAAUAAACUUAAAGAACGAAGGUUUCGGAUUGUUUCUGGAUCAAAGGACGGCUUCUUACAGAUAAACCAGGACAAUGGAGCACUUUUUGUGAGUGGGAACAUCGACCGGGAGGAGCUUUGCGAGAAAAGCCUAUUGUGCGCAGUAAACCUUAAAACCGUAGCCGAAAAUCCUUCGGAAAUCCAUUAUAUCGAGGUAGAAAUUGUAGAUAUUAACGAUAAUUCACCUGCUUUUCCUGUGCGUGAAAAGCAUUUAGAGAUUCCAGAAAAUGCGGUGCCCCAAAGUACGCGCCUCCCACUAGACGCUGCGCGUGAUUCAGAUGCUGGGUUAAAUGCUCUGCAUAAGUACACCCUUAGUCCUAAUAACUACUUUGAAUUAGAUAUUAAAACACGUGAAGAAGACAAAAUUCCAUUUUUGAUAUUGAAAAAGCAGCUUGAUAGAGAACAGACACCCACGUUUAAUUUAACUUUGACAGCAUUUGAUGGAGGAAAACCAGAAAGAUCCGGUUCAGUUAACAUUACAAUAACUGUUGUUGACAUUAACGAUAACGCCCCGCUUUUUGAUCGUCAGGUGUACAGUGUAGCAUUAGAGGAAAAUGUCGAGAUUGGCUCAUUGGUAGUAAAACUACAUGCCACAGAUUUAGAUGAAGGUGCUAACGGACAAGUUGUUUAUGGGUUUGACAAAAGUCUGAUGAGGAAAGAGUUUGAAAUAUUUGAAAUUAAUUCUAAUACAGGAGAUAUUAUUGUAAAAGGAUCGAUCGAUUUCGAAGAGCAGCGUGUGUAUGAAUUAGACAUACAGGCUUCUGAUAAAGGACAAGUCCCUUUAACAGGUCACUGCAGCAUCAUAAUUAGUAUAAAAGAUUUGAAUGAUAACACACCCGAGAUUGAUGUGACCUCACUCUCCACUGACAUAGUGGAGGACUCAAAGCCAGGGACAAUUAUAUCUCUGAUCAGUGCAUCUGACAGAGAUUCAGGUGAAAAUGGUAUGGUUAUAUGUAGCCUUACAGAUGACAUCCCUUUUGAACUGAAACCCUCUUUCCAGAAAAGCAUGUACUCUCUAAUAACUAAAGAUCUGUUAGACAGGGAGACUAUUUCUUUAUACACAAUAACUAUAAUGUGCAAAGAUAGAGGAGAGCCAUCUUUAUCCUCACAAAAGACAAUACAAAUAAAUAUUGCAGAUGUUAAUGACAACAGUCCUGUCUUUACUCAAAACCCAUUUUAUUUUUAUAUUAGUGAAAAUAACACACCAGGCACUUCUAUAUUUUCCAUAAAUGCAUUUGACAUUGACCAGAAUGAAAAUGCACAGAUAUCUUACCACAUUUUAAAAGCAGAAGGCCAUGAAGCAAACAUGGUAUCUUACCUAAAUAUAAACUUAGUGGAUGGGAAUGCUUAUGUUUAUGCACUAAAAGGCUUUGACUUUGAAACCACAAAAAUGUUUCAGUUUCAUAUUGUUGCUUCAGAUUCUGGAACUCCAUCCCUAUCUAACAAUGUCACUGUAAAUGUGUUCAUUCUG